Messenger RNA from Closterium sp. NIES-65, 3213 nucleotides. NCBI's taxonomy places the organism in Eukaryota, Viridiplantae, Streptophyta, Zygnematophyceae, Desmidiales, Closteriaceae. The record is from the annotation of a GenBank genome assembly.
AUGAAGCGCGGUGACCGUUGUCGUCUGCUGUCUCUCCCGGACGAGAUUCUCGAGUCCAUCCUCAGCACCGUCACGCACCCAUCCGACCGCUGCAACGUCGCUCUCGUCUGCUCUCGCCUCCGCCGCAUCUCGCGCCGCACGCCCCACACGCUCCUACUCAAGUUCAUGACUUAUCAACGCUGGCGCUUUAAAGUCCGGGAUUGGUUGGGCGAGUUCGACAUUAAGUCGAGGGCAUUUCCCCGCAUUACCAGUCUCACCGUCCACCUGUCGUCCUGCCUGCGAGACUACCUACUGGCGGGUAUUGGCGCCACGUGCGGGCAGCUGAAAGAGUUAAAGCUGUUGACGGUGGAUUGGGCGAGUUUUGAUGCCACUGCUAGUGGGUGGCGGUCGCUUGCUCGCCAAUGCCCUUUUGAGGUGCCCCGAAACUCAUCCCGGUCCCCUUCAGUCGUUUCCUCCGCCUCGUUACAGUCACUUCAGCAAACCCCUUAUCACUACCAGCACUCUUUCGUUGCACGCCUCGUCUCAUCAACUCAACGCCCCCCGCCCCGGUCUCUCCCUUGUCCCCGCCAUCUUGAGAUGGACCCUCAUUACAGCCAUCUGACCCAUCUCGAGCUCAACUCCCGGUUCGCCCGCGAUUCAUCGUAUCAGCGCUACAAAGACAGGCCCGCGCUGCCGCCUCUCCACGCCUUCCCCUCGCUCCGCGCCGUCACCCUCGGCGUCCACCCAAAGGAAAUCUCCCCCCUCCUCCGUUGCUCCGCGCUCACCUCUCUCUCGCUCUGGCAACCCACCGGCGGCCACCUUGCUUGCCUCGCAUCCCCCUCCUCCUCCUUCUGCUCGUCUCUCCAAUCCCUCACCAUUCAAUCUGCCAACCUAACCAACUACCUCCCCCGCAUCUCCUCGUUCACCCACCUCUCCUCUCUCUCCCUCCACUCCUGCACGUACAAUCCUGGCGAGCUUCUCUCCCUCUCGCGCUCCCUCAACUCCCUUACCCACCUCACAAUUGACGAUUGCCCGCUGGCCUGCUGCCGUGCUGUGGCAGCAAUGGUUCGAGCCAACCCCUCCCUCUCCAGCCUCUCUCUCUCCGGCAGCUCCUACCGUCUCUUCAGUUCCAAGCCCCUCUCAGCCGUGCUUCGUCUGUCCUCCCGUAAGCUGCAGACGCUCACGCUUUCGGGUCUGCCGUCGUUCCGCCCGGGUAUGCUUGCAGGGUGCAGCAGCCUUGAGUCGCUCACUCUCGAACGAGGAGAGGGGUCGUGGGAAGAGCUGUUGGGCAUGUUCGUGCGGGUAGUCGAGGCGAAAGGAGGUACUGAAAGAGGUUCGGAUACGUCCGUGGGAGCAAGUGCGGGAGUGGGUGCGGAUACGCCUGCAGCUGCUCCUGCAGCAGUGCCGGAAGGGAGGAUCAAGGGAACCCGGCGCACUUACGUUGAUAUCCGCGCAGCAGCAGAAUCGGCGCGCGCGGACGCGGCCGCAACAUGGGGGGACUUGCGGCGGCUGCUCAAGGCGGCCGGGGACCUCACGUGCUCCGCGCACUCCGAAGCAGAGUCCGCGCGCCGACUCCACUUGCUGCGCGGAGUCAAGCCCGCGAUUCAAAUGGUUAUGAGCGCGCUUUCCGCCUGCCAGGCCGGGUCUACCGCCGCGUGGGACGCGGACGUUGCAAGGGAGAGGGCGCGCGCUGUGAAACGCGUCUCUGCUGCUGCUGCUGCUGCCGGCGCGACGGGAGCUUUCUCGGCGGAGAUUUACAGCGAGGAGGAAGAGGGAGAGGGAGGGGGAAAGUGCGAGGGCGAGGGAGAGGGCGAGGGAGAGGGAGAGGGAGACGCGGGGUUGGGAGGAGACGUGGUGACUUUUUCCGAUGAGGAGUAUCGCGCGGGGGCCACCCCGGAUGCGAUUCACAGCUUCAUGUGGGAGCAGGAUCCCAGUGACGGCAUGCCCGAGGCCUCGCGGGAAGAGCUGCUGGCGAUGCUGAAUGCUCUGUCGGGGCAGCUGCGCCCGCGUCUCACGGCCAUGCAUGAGAACGUGGAGUUGGUGCUUGCGGGGGAGAAUGUCGAGGGCGGGGCAGCUGCGGCACUAGCAGCCGCGGCUGGGGCGGCAGCAGCGGCGGGUGGGGCGGCCGCAGCAACAGCAGGUGGGGCGGCAGCAGCAGCGGGUGGGGCGGCAGCAGCAGCGGGUGGGGCGGCAGCAGCAGCGGGUGGGGCGGCAGCAGCAGCGGGUGGGGCGGCAGCAGCAGCGGGUGGGGCGGCAGCAGCAGCGGGUGGGGCGGCAGCAGCAGCGGGUGGGGUGGCAGCAGCAGCGGGUGGGGCGGCAACAGCAGCGGGUGGGGCGGCAGCAGCAGCGGGUGGGGCGGCAGCAGCAGCGGGUGGGGCAGCAGCAGCAGCGGGUGGGGUGGUAGCAGCAGCAGGUGGAGCGGCAGCAGCAGUGGGUGGGGCGGCAGCAGCAGCGAGCGAAGCGGCAGGGGGUUCCCCAGGCGGGGAGCUACAGGUGGAAGCUUCACAGGGGCAGGGCGUGCAAGAGAGAGUGCAGAGAGAGGGAGUGCAAGAGGAGGGUGCACAACGGGAGAAUUUUCUCGAACAGAGGAGUCAAGAAGGUUCAGGCAGCAGCAGGCUAGCAGCAGCUAAGGCGCAUCUAGAAUUUGAAAGGGCCACGCCAGUGGAAGUGGUCUGCCCUUGCCUGGCCUCUCUGGUCCUCGAAGACAUUCAGUUUAUCCCUCUCUCUGAGCCUGCUUCUGAAAGUCUUCCCUCUACAUGCCCCCUCCUGGUUCCAGUUUCCCGUACUCCUCCCUGCUCCAAGUUUCGCCCCUCAACCUCCGUAUCCUUCCCUGGUUCCACCAUAAGUGCUUCUCCCGGUCAGCAGCAGCAGCAGCACCCGUUUGAAAGCAUUGCCCUGGCGGCUGUGUUUGGCGGGCUGCGGCGGUUGGCAGUGGUGCAGUGCGGUGGGGUGGGGGAGGAGCAGCUGAGGGCAGUGCUGCGUGCAUGCCAGGUGUUGGUGGAGCUGAGAGUAGAGCACUGCCACGCCAUGUCCAAUAAAGUGCUGCUCUCAUGCCCAAUCGACACUCUCACUCAUGCCACACUCAUUGCUUGCAACGGGGUCACGUCUGCUGGGGUGAUCGGGUUGCUGGGAAGUUUCCCAAGGCUGAGGCAGUUGAAGGUGGAAGCGGGUAAGGUUCCUGAACGGGCUCGGAGGAAGUUGCUGCGUGCUGGUGUGGUCGUCAGGGGGGUGUGA